CAAAAAGUUACAUCUGAAGACUAUAACGUCAACUAAUACUUUUAAAAAUGAUUCCUCCUGGUAGAUACACUGUUAUUGACGAGGAUAAUUUCCAGAAUUAUAUUAAAGCAGUAGGCUUUAAUGGCAACUACGUAAAAUAUACAAUCGAAUUUCGUCAAGAUGGAGAUAAAGUCAGAAUGAAUGAAUUUUUUGGGAAUAAAUCUCUGGUAAGCGAAUUUACCAUAGGAGUAGAAUUUGAAGAAAUGAGUAUCAUUGGGAAAAAAGUUAAGAGCAAAGCCAUUCUCUUCGAAGACGUUCUUAUAAUGAGAAGUGAUGAUCGCACCAUAAUAUACAACUUUAAACCAAGAGGAGGAGAAAUCAUCCACAUAGCACCCAAUGCUUUUGGGAAGCUCAUAUUUAAAAAGGACGAAUAAAUAACCUGCUGGACAAUGGAAUACAAACUCAUUUAAAUGAGAAGGUUUAUUCAUAUAUCAUGUUUAAAUAAUAUUAAAUAUGUACUCACAUAUAAUAAUAAAAUAAACAUUUCACAUUUA
Messenger RNA from Diabrotica balteata, 533 nucleotides. The record is from the annotation of a GenBank genome assembly. Lineage: Eukaryota; Metazoa; Arthropoda; Insecta; Coleoptera; Chrysomelidae.